AUGUGGGCGGUCGCCGAAGGCCUGGGUGAUGCUGGUGUGGCCUGGAUCAAGGGCAGAAUCGCAGCCUCGAAUAAUACCGUUCCGAGUAUGUGCGAAGUUGGGACAUUCGUUACCACCUAUGCCUCGGACAACGUCGACACAUUGGUUCAGUGCGCCACACAGUACAACCCUGCUACUGCCACAAAGAUUGCCCUCGAUGCGGUCUCGCUGGCUGGUAUAGUCGCGAUGAACGGCUUCAGCCUGCCGAAUAUCGGUAACGCGAUGAUUUGUGGAGUGCUGGAUUGUCUUCAAGCGGCUUAUAAGAACCAGUUCUGCCCCAAAUACAAGGGCUGGCUCAAGAAGGUCGACAAGACCGCCAUGCAGAACCAGGUGUGCGCCAUGGGUGUGCAAUAUCUUCAGAACUCGAAUCUCGUCCAGACAUGUUUUAAUGCCUGCAAGGCUCGCACCCAGGUGGCCGUCAUGCAGAAGCUGUUCGACCCGUUCGUCCCGAAAUACGCGGGCAUGUACCAGACGUACAGGGACAAGUCGACGGUAGCCUGCAUGACCAAGAGCCAAAUCUGCGGCUGCAACCAGGAACUGACAGACCUAAUCAACGCGGCGGGAGGA
Molecule: messenger RNA, 606 nt
Organism: Mesorhabditis spiculigera
Lineage: Eukaryota; Metazoa; Nematoda; Chromadorea; Rhabditida; Rhabditidae
Source: the annotation of a GenBank genome assembly